CAUUGAUUCAUUCAUUUUUGUCGUCUUUCUUUGUUCUGGCCGUGUCGGGAGCGUCCCCGAUCGCUUCGCACCGUCGCAACUCCCAUCGGAUUGCAGCUUCCCAUGGCCCCGCCUUCAGGCUCUGGACCGUUUGAUUUGCUCGCCGCAGCUGCGGUGGGUGCUGCCGUCUCGGCCACACUCACUGUUCUCCUGCUUCACAACACAACCGGCCGUCGAUCACAAACGACUCCGAUUCGGGAUGCACAUCCGGCCGAUCCUCGUCAGCCGGGACUCGCCGAUCCUCACGUCGCCGGCAACGAUCCGCCCAACCCAGACCCAGACCCAGACCCAGACCAAGGUCCAGACGGCCUGCUCGAUAUUGAUCUCGUCUUGGAUAUUGCCGAGCCAGCGAGGAACGGCGCCGCCAGGGAGCCCCGCAAGAGCAACAAGAAGAAGCGUCUCGAAUUGAAGGCUGCCAAGAGCCAGUCGUCGCAGCUCUCGACAGACCCGUCGCAUCGCCCGAAUGACCUAGACUGUGCUGGAUCUUUGGAAAACAGCAUGGGCGAGGACGAAGAAACAGGCUCUGCGAAACCGACCAAACCGGCCCGCGAUCCUCACGAGCACUGCAACCAACGAAUCGCUGCCGAGCGCAUCGGCAGGAUCAAUGCCGAGAAGGCUCUCAGGGCAGGCGUGGUCGAGCACAUCUCGGACCCGUCGGUGGGAUAUCCCCUGUUGGUGAUCGGCACCACACAGUCGCCGUAUCUUGCCCGGCGAGGCACACCCCGACAGGGCCUUCUCGUCCCAGACUCUCGAGCCCGGAUCGUGCUGUCGAACGAGAUCCCGACCGAAACCCUCGAAGGCCUGGAAGGCUAUUCGCAUCUGUUUGUGCAAUUCCUGUUUCAUGAAAACACCAACCUGGUCAAGACCGUCUUGGCCCCGGGUGCGAUGGGCAAGGAGGCCCUGCCAUCGCCCGGAGAACCGCCGAUGCCGUCGCCGAUGCCGUCGCCGUCCCAGCCGAGUUCGUCUGUCGCUUCUGCUGUCCUCAAGUCUCGAACGUGCGCCGCCAAGUCGAGCACCUUCACGAGCAGGGUACAUUCGUUCGCAGCCAAGGUUCUGCCGCCGCUGCUGUCAGGAGGCUCCAUUGGUGUCUUUGCGACCCGGGCGCCGCACCGACCCAAUGCCCUGGGCCUGUCGCUCGUCCAGGUCGUCUCGGUCGAUGCUGCAAAUCGGACCGUCACAGUCGCCGGCGCUGAUCUGGUCAACGGCACUCCCAUCGUCGAUCUCAAGCCGUGGGGCCCGUUCGACUGCCCAUCGUGUCUGCACUCGGUUGUCGACCAUACCGGCAUCCAGGGCUGCGGCGGAGACCUGCCCCGGUGCCGAUGCUUUGACGCUCGGAUCCCGCACUGGGUUGCAGCCGGGCUCGCUCACCCGUACACUCUGCCAAUCGAGUGGCGACCCGAAGCCGAAGCGGCUGUGAUGACUGUGGUCGAGGCCGGCGAAAGCACCUUCUACCGACGAGACGAGGGACAUGUGCUGCUCCGAGCCAUCACCGAGCUGCUUGCCUUGGACAUUCGCAGUGUCCACCAGGGCCGCGGUGGAGGGGCCAGCACGGCCGAUGUCAGGGUCGGCUCGGAUGGGCCCGUCGACGACGACCGACAAGAGCUCGGGAGGGUUGGCGGCACCGACAUGCUCGGCGGUCGACUCAAGGGCACGACGCUGAACGAUGCCCAGCAGCUCUACGAGGUGGAUUACGACGUCCUGAACAUCUCGUUUUCGGUCCACAACGGGGGCCACGCUGUGCACCACAACAUUCCGUGGAUCUCGAUCGACAGGGCGAUCAAAAUUGUAGAUCGACCAGAGGGCAGCCCAUGAGGGUCAUCGCAAAUACAUGCCCCCUUUCCCUCUGCUCGAUCGCGGCAGAUCCGGCCCUCUGUCUCAAACAUAGCCUCCGUGUCUUUGCUGGGCACGCACGCCUUGUAUUGUCGCUAGGU
Molecule: messenger RNA, 1970 nt
Organism: Polychytrium aggregatum
Lineage: Eukaryota; Fungi; Chytridiomycota; Chytridiomycetes; Polychytriales
Product: TsaA-like domain-containing protein
Exons: 1
Coding region: 103-1851 (582 amino acids)
Source: RefSeq, a predicted model, not a curated record